AUGGCUUCAAACAGGUUAUUUUUGUCAGCAGUACAUGGACACAUUUCGGGACAAGCAUCAAGAGGUUAUACAUGCUCUGAGAAAUACGAUUGGCAAAACUUAAGCCUUCAUCAAAGUGGGCAAUCAGCAAGGGAGCAACCCUAUCAUGUUGCAACCCAGCACUUCCCUCUGCAUAUGUCUAGCAGGGUAAAAGAUUCUGUGUCUGCUACUGAAAUUUCGCCUAUGUCUAGAUGUUUUGAUUUACAUAGAACUGGAGGAGAAAUUGUGAACAAUAGAUGUUGUAGCUUUGCUAUGUGUGGUGUAAAGAGGAGCGAGAGAAGCCCUCCCUGUGAUCAUGUUCGUCAUCAUGCAAAAGGAGCUGGCAGACAAAUACGUCAAGCAGGAAGUUGUAGAAAGAUUUUUUCUGAGAUAGAUGCAGCAUGUCAUUGGUCUUACAUGCGCAAUUUCCACUCUCCCAAUAAGCAUGAUAGCCACUCUCGGGAAGAUCCUAUAUUUAAUGUUUCUGUUCGCACCUCACAUGGUCGAUCACGUCGAAGGGAUGAAAUAUUAAGAGCUCGCCCUAAGAGGCCAAUUGAUGAGUUCCAUCCCAUUCACCAUGAGCAACUUGAGCUUUAUCCCAAUGAAGAUUUUCAUGAAAGUUUGGAUAGCAGUCGAAAUUUCAGAAAUACUAAUAAUGGCAAGAUGGUUAAAAGGAAAUGUAUAAAACAAGGUUUUCGUAAAAACAUUUACAAUGGUGCUCGCGCUAGCAAAUAUGGGAGAAACAGUUGUCAGGAAAGGAAUGCAGAUCAUUUGGGUGGAAAGAAAGCUAUGAAGAAUGUGGAUUGCGAGGACAAAUCUAAAAGACUUUGUUGUCCCAAUGAGCUGGACCAGCAACCGCCGGUUGAGUCUGACAGGAUGAGAAAUGGUAGUCGAGAGGGAAAUGCUGAAAUAACAAAGUUAGUGGGUCAAAAUGGAGCAAAAGGGAACUGCAAUCCAAAGAAGAAUGCUCUCACAGCUCCUGCUUUGAGUGGCUCAACAAAAUGUGAUGAGAACUCAAACAUGUUAAGUCCCAAGUACAGCAACAAAACUAUUGCUUCAUCGAACACACCAAAACUGAGCGAAGGAAGUAAUGACAUGGAGCUAGAAUCCGACAAGCAGUACAAUGUCAAUGGUUGCACUGAAAGAGGUACUCUACAGCAUCUUCCAGUCACCCAUACAGAGAAGAGUGUACAACCAACAGAAUCAGAUAAUCUUUCGCACGCUGAGGUGCUUCGUCGCGAUUGUUUGAACCUGUGGAGAGCAAGACGAUUAAGAAAGGACAGUGCUGCUGUGGCUGAUAAAAUUGUAAAAGUUGAUCAACAGACUGUGCAUAGAAGCAAGGUAUCAACCAGUGGAAGAGUGAGAAAUGGAAGACCUGCUACUUGUGCUAGCUCAGAAAGUAAUGAUGAAGAUGACAGUGCAUCAAAGAGUUCUGAUCAAUUUAGUACUGCAACGUCAUUGGAGGGACUACAAAAGUGUGGUGAGGUAAGAGCUAACAAAAAGUUACAGCAGUCCCUCAGGUUUCCUAGUAGCUGCAAAUGCAACCAAAGCUCUCAAAACACAACAGCUGAGAAAGAACUUAUGUGUACUCUGGAGCUUCCACCUGAAGCAAAUCCUGGUGAAAUUGCACAUCAGAAAAAAGAGGAGAAACUUCUAUGGUGUCAAGUAUCGACUGAUCAUCCAUAUGCCAAGGUGCAAGUUAGUUGGAAUGGUUCUGAUACUAGCAAGGUGGAGCAAGCAGCUGGUUCUCUUUGUGAUAAAAGUGCGCAUCAGAAUAUUUCUCAACAGGAGUCAAAUAAUGAUAAUUUGGAUGCAGGGAGCAAAGGUACACUAGGUGUAAGAUGUGAAAAGAAAGCAGAAGGCAAUGGUGCCAAAUGGGAUGAACAAAUUUAUAGUUUGUGUACUGGUUCAACAUUGCUGGAUCAAAAGACUGUUGCUCGUUGUUCAAUGCAUGGCAUUUUGAAGGUAAAUUCACCAAAAUCUCCAAAUCACGAGAGUGGAACUACUCCAUUUGAUGGGUCAAUAUUGGAUAGAGGAGCUGUAAACAAGUGCCAAAAAAAGCCUGUCAAUCGGUCCAGUCAAAGUUAUUGUAGUGAUUUCAAAAAUUGGUUGAAUAGAAGUGAUUGUAGAGACAACCAACAGGAAACCAUGAAUCUUAAUAUUUUAAGAAAGAAGCAAGAAUGUUCAGCUCUGGCAGCCUCUGGAAAUGAGGUGAACCAGAAAGCAGCAAAGGAGGAUUGCCAGCCUCAAGCUCUUAGGGUUACAUCAAAUCAACAGAUAUCCCAUCAUUGUGUUACUGACACAAUAAAUUCUGGGACUGCUAACCGAGGUGAUCGGAUUCCAUGCUCAUCAAUACCAGACUUAAAUUUCUUGCCUGGUAUGAUCGGCGAUGAAGAUUUUGUAGCACCAAAGGAUCCGGUUUGUCAGGUAACUGCAGAUGGUUUCAAACCUCAGAGUGUUACUGAGAGCAUUUCAGCUUCGUUAACUGGGCCCAUCGUGAAGGAAGAGCAGUUUAAGCAAGCUGAGCCAAAUCAACUCAUCAGAGAAGUUUGCGGAAAGGGUGCCUCUGAAGCUGCAAAUCAGUUGCAGAUCUCUGAUUCAAAUACUGGGCCUCCACUACGAAGCACAGUUGAAGAAAGUAGCCCAUCAAUCGAUGCAUUCAAGUCUGCCCUGUGCGAAUUUAUCAAAAAUAUCGUAAAGCCUCUGUGGGAAGAUGGCCUGUUAUCCCGAGAAGUCCAUAAAAUUGUAGUGAAGAAGGCUGUGGAAAAGGUAGCUGUCACGUGGGCCUCCAGUGCCCCGGCAACAGAAAUGGCCAUUUGUAGAAUUUUAUCUGAUGAAUCCAAAAAUAUAGAGCAACUUGUUCAGGGCUACUUGGAUAUGUACGUGGGAAAGGAAGUUCUUAAAAGAAUCACCCCUGGUCUAGUUUCUGAGCGGUCCUGCAAAACACCGUGCAGCUCCGAUGCGAAUUUUGUGGAGCGCCGUGGAACGACUAUGAUCGGGGAAGAUCCUCAAAAAAGGAACGGGGAAUUGAGGAUUGGGGAGGGGAGCAAUUACCUGUCGUUGGCCGUCCUGCUGAAUGCCGACUUUGAGGCAUAG
Messenger RNA from Phragmites australis (common reed), 3114 nucleotides. RefSeq lists its product as uncharacterized. The transcript has 6 exons. NCBI's taxonomy places the organism in Eukaryota, Viridiplantae, Streptophyta, Magnoliopsida, Poales, Poaceae. The record is from RefSeq and is a predicted model, not a curated record. Bases 1 to 3114 code for a protein of 1037 amino acids.